Molecule: messenger RNA, 1918 nt
Organism: Equus caballus (horse)
Lineage: Eukaryota; Metazoa; Chordata; Mammalia; Perissodactyla; Equidae
Gene: WDR73
Product: WD repeat domain 73
Biological process (GO): cytoplasmic microtubule organization
Cellular component (GO): cytosol; spindle pole
Molecular function (GO): protein binding
Source: RefSeq, a predicted model, not a curated record
GGAGGUUCCGAGGCGGAAGUGGGGCGGCGGAAGUGAGGAACCGGAAGCGACAGUUGCCAUGGAGCCCGCGGAGGACUGGCUGGUGGAGUCGUUGCGCUUGUACCAGGAUUUCCAUGCGUUCGACCUCUCGGAAGCCACUCGAGUCCUUGAAUGGAUUGGUGACAAAGGAGUCUUUGUUGCUGGCUAUGAAAGUCGGAAAAAAAAUGAGAUUCUUCAUCUGACAUUACCUUUCAGACUUUCUGUAAAAGAAAACCAGGGCUUGUUCCCGGAAAGAGAUUUUAAGGUCCGCCACGGAGGAUUUUCAGACAGGCCUGUCUUUGAUCUGAAGCAUGUGCCGGACACCAGGUUGCUGGUGACCAGUGGCCUUCCAGGUUGUUACCUGCAGGUGUGGCAGGUCGCAGAGGACAGUGAUGUUAUCCAGGCUGUCAGCACCAUUGCGGUCCACGAGAAAGAAGGGCAUCUCUGGCCUAGGGUAGCCAUCUUCUCGUCAGUGGCACCUGGCAUCCUCCACGGGGUGAGGCUCAGCAGUCUGAAGGUCGUGGAUCUGGAGUCCCAGAAGACCAUGUACACCUCAGGUGUCAGUGACAGUGACGAGCUGAGCAGCCUGCAGGUCCUCGAUGCACACACCUUUGCCUUCUGCUGUACCUCGGGCCGGUUGGGGCUCGUGGACACUCGCCAGAAGUGGGCCCCGUCAGAGAAUCUCAGCCCCUGCCCUGGGUCCGGUGGGGGGAGGUGGUGUGCAGAAGUUGGGGGUAGGGGCCGGGGCCCUGGGCCCCACAUUGCCAGCCUUGGCUCAGAUGGGCAUCUCUGUCUUCUUGACUGCCGGGAUCUCUCCCAUCCUGAAAGCUCAGUCCAGUGCGCGGUGUCCACACCCAGCCCCGCCCCAGAGCUGCUGCGAGUGACGUGGGCUCCAGGCCUGGACAACUGCCUGGCCAUUUCAGGUUUUGAUGGGACUGUCCAGGUCUAUGAUGUCAUGUCUUGGGAUGGAAUGGGGGGCCAAGCAGAACCUCUCUUCACUCACAGAGGUCACGUCUUCCUAGAUGGCAAUGGGAUAGACACUGCUCCACUGGUCACCACCCAUACCUGGCACCCCCAAAAGCCAAGGACCUUGUUGUCUGCAGCGAGUGACGCCUCUCUGCACGUGUGGGACUGGGUGGACCUCCGUGCCUCCUGCUGACACCAGCAUCUCUGCCCAGGCCUCUAGGAAGAGGAGGAGCUACGUAGCAAGGCUUCUGAUUUAGGACUCGAGGACCACAGGUCUCUGUCACCAGCUGAGCAGCCUUGGGCAAGUUAACCAGCCUCUCCUAGCCCCAGUUUCUUUAUUGCAAAAUGAGACUAGUAAUACCUCGCAGGGUUGUUGGGAAAAGUAGAAGUAAUAUGUUAAAAAGUAACUGGUAGCAUGCAUGGCACGAUAAAUAUUUGGCAGCUCCUGUUGGAUGUGGGAGCCCGUUUCCCACAAGUGUGAAAUGCGCUGCUUUCUGCCUGUCUGUAUUCACAACACCAUAGUGAGAAUCAGAAUCAGAAGAGCUGACAAAUGUAAACUUGUUUCGUUUACAAACGUUUUUAUAGAACUAAAACCAAUUAAGAUGAAAAAAGUCAACCCCAGUAGCAAUGAAGGAAAUAGCAGUUAAAACAAGAUUAUGCCAUUCUUGCCUACCAAAUUGCCAAAUUUUAAAGCAUUAUUACUUUCUACAGCUGAGAGCGGUGUCAUGAUGCAUGUUCAACAGGAGCCAAGCAGCAGUGAGGGUCUUUCUCCCGGGCGUGUAGUGUGGCAUUGUGCAGCUGCCCAGCUUACAUGUCCAGGCUCCUGGGAAAUGACAAUUGACAUUUGCUAAUCUUUUGCUGUUACAAAUAGUGUGAAACAACUUUUGUACCUAUGAACAGUAUGUCUGUAGAUAAAUUUCUAAGGCGGAGGAUA